Messenger RNA from Drosophila innubila, 1241 nucleotides. RefSeq lists its product as uncharacterized. Bases 510 to 1199 code for a protein of 229 amino acids. The transcript has 6 exons. The record is from RefSeq and is a predicted model, not a curated record. Gene Ontology annotation, cellular component: membrane. Lineage: Eukaryota; Metazoa; Arthropoda; Insecta; Diptera; Drosophilidae.
GCACUCACUGUCUGCGCAAUUAUUAUCGUGUUGUCUUUAAUUGUCGUUGUUUCGUUCCGAACAACUGAAUAUAAAGCCAAUCUCUAUGUGAACAAGUGCUGGGAUGACUUUACUAAACUGAACAAAACCGUUGAUAUGAUGGCAUUACAGAUUCGGUUCAGGUGCUGCGGUCGAAAUGGUAUAAAAGAUUAUGCACAGUACGAUCAUGUGCUAAGAAUGUCCUGCUACAAGGAUUUCAAUUUGCAAACUGAAGCCUACUCUAAAGACUGCACACAUGCAGUUAAAGACUAUGCAGCAAAAAAGCGUAAUAGUUGCAUUAUUAUCAAUGGUGUAAUCAUUGCAUUGAUGGCUAUCUACUUUUUGUUGUGCAAAUUGUUGUACCAUUGGCGACUGAUAAAGAAGCUUUAAUAGUUCAUAAUACGUAAUCCAGUGGAAUGCUGUCAAUAAAUUAACAGAAAACAACACGAAAUUAGUUUUGUUCAGUUUUCUUAUUAAGUUGUAUAAAUUAAAUGAAGAAUUGCACUAUAGAGUUCCUGUUAUGGAUUAACCACUUGCAGUCAUUGGAAUUUGGUUUGCUAGGCAUAACACUGAUAAUGGGUGGGGUUUAUCUACCGACCGGUAAUGCCUAUAUGCAGGUUCAGUUAGUCUGUAACUGCAGUUUGACGAUGCGCAAGCUUUUCAUUGUCAGCGGCGGAACUAUGAUCCUUACGGGUGCAAUGACUGCAUUCUGGUAUCGCAGGCACAUGGAGAUUAUCUAUAUGAUAUACAUUGUACUCAUAGUGCUGUCCAUUGUUUUUACCAUCUCGUUGACCAUUUGCAUAACAAACAAUUGCGAUUCAAAGACAGCUAUAGAGAAGAUUGAAAAACUCUGGCUCAACACCGAAUAUGAUGAUAAUACUUUUUUCAAGAUGCAGCAAUAUCUCGAAUGCUGCGGAAAGACAGGAGAAUCGGACUACGUUGAAAAGGAGCCAUUUCCAGUAUGUCACAAGGACUUUGAUAAUGAGAACACCAAAUUCACCGUAGGAUGCGUAAAGGCGGCAGAACGCUUCUAUGACCAAAAGGCUCUUGUCGCAGAGCUGAUUGCGUGCCUUGUAGUAAUUAUAGAGCUAAAGGGUCUGGGACUUGCUGCUGUACUUUAUCGCACCAGGAAAAGGGUCGCUGCUUUAUCUAUUCAACACACAGUUACUUAUACGCAAUGAAUUUCUAUUUUUAUAACAUCGAUAUUAUACAUAUAUAUGUAA